UUUCUCUUCAAUAUGUAUUUUUCAAUAUAUAAAAAUGGUCUAUCUGUCUCCUCAUAAUUAGUUGCAGCACACAAUUGUCUCUUCGUUACACCCGGACUAUAUGUCGCGCUUUCCCAAAGCAAGCGUCCGCGCACCGGAAAAAAUGUCCACAUUUGCAAGCUGAAAUUGGAGAGCCACCCCAUUUUUUUAGUCAACAACGCCAUCACACUCUAGACUGGUGGAUUUGAGACAAGGACCCUGCAAUGAACUCAGAGGAUCCCAAACACCCCGGAAACGACUCUCCAUCGCUCUUUUCGCAUCAUAAACCCUACGCUGCAGCCACCAAUAGCAGCAACCAUGGCUACAAGGAUGACGAGUAUCGCGGCGCACCUGGUAGCUCUGGGGUGUCUAGCUUGGGAAUAAGCUCACCGAUGGCUUCCGCCAUCGACUACGCCUGGGGCUUGGACCACAAUGACUUUACGUUUCUCGAGAAUUUGGCAGGGGAAAAGCCCGAAGAGGCCCACGACACGAGCACACAGCUGUAUGCGAGACCGGAGUUUGCACAAGACACUGAAAGAGGCACCCUGGCCCCUAAACCCCAACCGGUGCAACGACUGAAUUCAAAACAACUGCAGUUACAACAACCCCAACAGCAUCAACAGCGGCAGAAGCAGCAAUCUGAGGAAAAGAUUCCGCACUCACAAACUCAAAUGCAGCAAGCUUCGCAGCCACAAGGAACGCAACCACCCGCUGUGCAAAAAGCACCUGUCCAAAACGCACCUUCAGUGCAAAGAUCUCCCUCGGUGAGACCUCCCUCGGUACAAAACGUGCCAGCGGCACAAGCUGCACCUGGGGUGCAAAUUCCUCCCUCGCAGGAGACCCAAAGCCUGCCAGACGGCAAAAAGGAAACCCUUCCUCGCUCAAAAGUCCGCCCAUGUGAUCACUGCCGUCGACGCAAAACCAAAUGUGUCAUCAUCCCUGCCACCAACAAUUGUGUUCAGUGUGAAACCAAGGGUCUCCGUUGUACCUACUCUGAUACCACCAUGAAGCGCAGUAUUGCACUUGUUGAUGAGGGGACAAAACGCCGCCGUAGUGCGUCACCCGCAGACAUUGCACCGACCCCUAGCGUGACUCCGCACGUAAAUCCACACUUCCAGCCUUCCUUCCAAGUGCCCCCUAAUACGCAGAUCAAUCAGCACCCGAUCCGUGACGUUCAGCCGGUAACCGACUACUCCAGCAUGCCACACCUGCUUCUCAAGAAAACUCUUUCACUCCAGUACCCCCGCUCGUCGUUUUAUGUUGGCCCCACAAGUGUGUUUGAUACCUCUCUCCUAAACCAGAUGCGUCUUGACAAGGUUGACUCCGUGCAGCUUUCACCGACGAUCUCGCUACGCAAGGUCGGUGAUAAUGUGCAGUUCACGCUCCGUGACGAUUACACAGACGACCUUUUCAGUCGUUCGGAGCAGGAUGUGGAUGCGGUGGAGCGCCUUGUCGCGCCUCACGGGCAAGUACUCAUCGACCUCUACUUCCGCAUCAUCCACCCGUCGUUCCCGAUUCUCCACAAGAAGGUGUUCCUCGAGAAGUACUCCCGUACGCACCGCGAGUUCAGCGCGCCACUUCUAGCGGCGGUGUAUGUGCUUGCGACGCUGUGGUGGGACUAUGACCCGCAGUUGAGCCAGUACCCGAAGCCUGACGUGGCGCAGCUCAAUCGCAUUGCAAUCCGCACGUUUAGUGAUGUGAUUGAGCGUCCGAAAUUGUCAGCGGUGCAGGCCGGCUUACUUCUCUUGCAGUGCAGACCAGACCAUGCACGCAACUGGGUCAUGUGCCUGCAGGUGGUGGCGCUUGCAGAGGAGCUUGGGCUCGGCUUGAACUGCGCCACAUGGCGCCUCCCCAAGUGGGAGCGCGGCUUGCGCCGACGCCUUGCAUGGGCCGUGUUCAUGCAAGACAAGUGGUUAUCACUUACGGAGUCGCGUCCAUCCCACAUUGCAAUCGGUCGUGACUGGCUCGUGCAGCCUGUGAGCGAAGAAGACUUCCCUGAAAAGCCUGGUGAUGGUGACGCGCAGGAGGGCUCCACCGACAUUGAAAACGGCAAGUUUCUCUUCCGUGAAAUGAUUUCUCUCAGUAUCAUCGUCAGCGAGAUUUUGGAUACAUUUUUCACGAUGCACGCGAUGCAGACCGUUACGCGCAUCGACCACGUAUUAAAAUUAGCCAAGCCAUUGCAACUCAAGCUCCGCAAUUGGUAUCACUCGUUACCAACCGCGUUGCAUAUGGCAUCCAUGCAACCGCGCAAGUUGUGCCCGAACGGCUAUCUCCAGCUUGCGUACUUUGCGACAGAGAUCACGUUGCACCGUAAAAUUAUCACGUGUUUGACGCACGAAACACCACGCGAGUUGGUGCAGGUGUGUCGCGCAGCGGCCAAAACGCGCUUGCUCGCAGCGGUCGAGUUUGUGCGUGACUUGCGUCCGGAGCAUAUCCAUGCGUUCUGGCAUUCUUCUGCGACGGCGAACUUUGCAUUGAUCGGCACCUUUGCCGCGAUCUUGUUCUACACCGCCCCGGGGCCUCAGGAGGCAGCCUUUUUCAAGGACCAGAUAUUCAAUUACCGCUGGACGUUGCGAGUCAGUGCCAAGGGUUUUGACCAAGCUGCGAGCGCGUUGGAGAAGCUCGACAUGAUGUUGCUCCAUAUACCGGGCUUGCUCACCGAGACGGUUGCACAGUCACCCAGCCCGGGCCCUAACCCGAACUACACGCCACUGUCCUUCUCUCCACGGCUGUUUUCUCCGCAACCAUUCGCGCGGUAUGCUGAGUCACCACAAGCCUUGCAGCCUAAGCAGAUCAUCCAGCAACAACGAUCGAUGGGCGAUAUCAAUCCGGGCAUGAUCAUGCGCGGGCAUGGAAACCAGGGUAACUCUGCCCAUCCGCAAGGCCAAAUCCAGGGCCAAAUCCAGGGCCAAAUGCACCCAAAUCACCUGCAGGGUCCAGGAGGGAAUCAUACGCAUAGUAUGAACUCCCACAGUGCGCAUCCGCAGGGUAACCCGGGAAUGAAUGCCCAAGCACGCCGCUCGCCUGUGAUGAACCAGGUAUCGGCAGGAAAGCAAGUGUCGUCGCAGUCCAGCCCUGCGGGAUAAAUGGAAGGCCAGGCGCACAACGGAUAUCCGGAGGUACUUGUGAUAGGUCUAGGUGGAGCUUGGAGUUAGUAAGGGUGUGAUAGUGGAUAAUGUAUUAAUAAAUGGCAUGUAUUAUACUAAUCAUCAACCACAUUCACUUGUAAUCGAUAAUUAAGUUCGAGAGGUAGAAGCAGUAUAUACCCGGGAGAGAACUAAUGAAGCAGCGA
This is a messenger RNA of Babjeviella inositovora NRRL Y-12698, 3310 nucleotides long. It is a transcript of the gene DAL81, whose product is annotated as Dal81p. The record is from RefSeq and is a predicted model, not a curated record. The transcript has a single exon. Gene Ontology annotation, cellular component: nucleus. Gene Ontology annotation, biological process: DNA-templated transcription. Bases 243 to 3104 code for a protein of 953 amino acids. NCBI's taxonomy places the organism in Eukaryota, Fungi, Ascomycota, Pichiomycetes, Serinales. Gene Ontology annotation, molecular function: DNA binding; zinc ion binding; DNA-binding transcription factor activity, RNA polymerase II-specific.